GUUCCGUUUUCCUUUCGGCUCCCGCCCCGCUCCGCCAUCAUGAAGUCCUGAACAAAAACGGAUGAGAGUCGAGCAAAAUGGGGAUAACACGAACUGGAGAUGAAAUCCGCCGACUGCAUUAACGUAAUGACAGUGCAAAGCGGAGAAGGGAGCGGAGCCGCAGAUUUUAAUGAAUCAGUUUCCCAGUGAAAACCUCCCGGGCAGCUCCUGGCGUUACGUUAUUUCGUUAGCGGCGUUGCUAACAGCAGCCAGAGCUAGCCCCUGAUUUUCUCUGGAAAGGCUGGCUAGCUUAGCUGGCAGGCGUCAGUCAGCUAGCUGUCACUUUAACUGACUGCCACUUAACGCAUGUCAAGCCGUGCAGACGUGCUAGCUGUCCAAUUGACUGGGAGCUUCAGGAUGGCGAGGAGUUUAAGUAAAAGCAUCGACAGGCAGAAUGUGGUUUGUUCGUGUUGAAUAGACACGAGUGCCGAGGAAAGGGGAGUGAGACCAAUAUUUUCCAGCCAGGCCAGUGAGCUAGCUCUUGAGCUAGCUACAGUGGAUCCCAAAAGCCACGGCGCUGGCCAUGCCAUCGAGUGUGCGGGCCGGGAGCCUGAAGGACCCGGAGGUGGCUGAGCUGUUCUCCAGGGAGGAUCCCGAGAAGCUCUUCACGGACCUGAGGGAGAUAGGUCAUGGAAGCUUCGGAGCAGUCUACUUCGCCCACGACAUCCGCACAAAUGAGGUGGUGGCCAUCAAGAAGAUGUCCUACAGUGGCAAACAGUCCAAUGAGAAAUGGCAGGAUAUCAUCAAGGAAGUGAAGUUCCUCCAGAAACUGCGCCACCCCAACACCGUUGAGUACCGUGGCUGCUACCUGAGAGAGCACACAGCCUGGUUGGUGAUGGAGUACUGCUUGGGUUCAGCUUCUGACCUCUUAGAAGUUCACAAGAAACCCCUGCAGGAAGUGGAAAUAGCCGCCAUAACCCACGGUGCACUGCAGGGACUGGUGUAUCUUCACUCUCACAACAUGAUUCACAGGGAUGUGAAGGCAGGAAACAUCUUGCUAACAGAGCCAGGUCAGGUCAAACUGGGAGAUUUUGGCUCGGCCUCCAUAGUCGCUCCAGCCAACUCCUUCGUGGGAACACCUUACUGGAUGGCCCCCGAGGUGAUCCUCGCCAUGGACGAGGGUCAGUACGACGGGAAGGUGGAUGUGUGGUCACUUGGCAUUACCUGCAUAGAGCUGGCGGAAAGGAAGCCUCCUCUGUUCAACAUGAAUGCUAUGAGUGCCUUAUACCACAUCGCCCAGAAUGAGAGCCCUGUGUUGCAGUCUAAUCACUGGUCGGAUUAUUUCCGCAAUUUUGUGGACUCCUGUUUGCAGAAGAUCGCCCAGGACAGACCUACCUCUGAUGUGCUGCUCAAGCACCAUUUCCUAUGCAGAGAGCGUCCAAUGACAGUUGUGAUGGACCUGAUCGCACGCACCAAGGAUGCUGUCCGUGAGCUGGACAACCUUCAGUACCGGAAGAUGAAGAAAAUCCUCUUUCAUGAGGCACACAAUGGUCCUGCACCAGAAGGAGGUGAUGAGGAAGAGGAUGUAGAGCAGUAUAUGCUGCGCACUGGCACAGUCAACAGCAUGGAGAGCUCCCACUCUCUGCCAUCCAUGUCGAUCAGCGCCAGCUCCCAGAGCAGCUCGGUCAACAGCCUGGCAGACGGCUCCGAUGACAGCGGAGAGAUGGCCAUGAUGCAGGAGGGAGAGCACACCGUCACCUCCAACAGCUCCGUCCUGCACAAGCCCCUGAGCCAUGACAAUAUCUACGAUGACCCCUAUCAGCCAGAGGUUGACUCACAACGUGAACCUUCGUCGUCUGGUGGCGGUGGAGGAGGAGGUGGUCGGCGUAGACGAGGCCGAGACCAUUUUGCAACCAUCAGGACGGCCUCGCUGGUCACCCGUCAGAUCCAGGAACAUGAGCAGGGCUCGGCCCUCAGAGAGCAGAUGUCCGGGUACAAGCGAAUGCGGCGGCAGCACCAGAAGCAGCUAAUGGGUCUGGAGAAUAAGCUGAAGGCAGAGAUGGAUGAGCAUCAACUGAGACUGGACAAGGAGCUGGAGAAUCAGAGGAACAGCUUCUCAAUGGAAGGAGAGAAAUUCAACAAGAAGCACCAGGCCAUUCUGGAGAAGGAGACAAAGGCAGUCCUGACUGAGGAGAAGAAGUUCCAGCAGCACAUACUGGCCCAGCAAAAGAAGGAGUUGACCAGCCUGCUGGAGUCUCAGAAACGGCAGUAUCGACAACGCAAGGAGCAGCUCAAAGAGGAACUCAAUGAGAACCAGUCGACACCAAAGCGGGAGAAACAGGAGUGGCUGGUGCACCAGAAGGAGUGUCUGCAGCAGCUGCAGGCGGAGGAAGAGGCCGGCCUGCUGCGGAGGCAGAGGCAGUAUUAUGAGCUCCAGUGUCGCCAGUACAAGAGGAAGAUGCUGCUAGCACGCCACAACCUGGAGCAGGAUCUGCUCAGAGAGGAACUGAACAAAAAGCAGACUCUGAAGGACCUGGAGUGUGCCAUGCUGCUGCGUCACCACGAGUCCACCCAGGAGCUGGAGUUCCGCCAGCUGGGUUUGGUGCAGCGUACGCGGGCCGAACUGAUCCGCACGCAGCACCAGACGGAGCUCACCAACCAGAUGGAGUAUAACAAGAGGCGUGAGCAAGAGCUGCGUCAGAAACACGCCAUGGAGGUCCGCCAGCAGCCCAAGAGCCUCAAAGUGAGUGAGAGCACCCAGAGCCAGGGGUCUCCUGAGGAGGGAAACAGCCAGUCACCAGAGGGACAGAGCAUCAGCUGGGACAGCGAGGCAGGGGCAGUAGAGGUGGAGGACGAGGGGGAUGGCGAGUUAGAAAAGGAGAACAAAGUGGUAGCACAGGAGAUGUGUGAGGCUGGGGAUGAGCUCGAUGGAGCAGUAGUAGAUGAAGUUUUUAGAGGAGGAGAGGAGGGGGAGGGAGAUUCUCUGGUGGAAAUGAAGGAUGAGGUAGAUGAGGAGGACAGUAAACUGAAGGCAAAUGACAGCAGAGAAGAUGAAGAUGAAUGGAAAAUUGGUGAGGAGGGGACAGAGGUGAGGGAAGUAGAAGGAGUGCAGUGGGAAUACGAGGAGGAUCAAAGUAAAACAGCACAUGUAGACACCGAUGAGGAAGAAGAAGAGGGCAGAGGUGUGGCUGACGGUUGUCCAUCAGAGCUCAUCUCAUCGUUGUCCCCAGAAAAGAGACGUCUCCGUCAGCGAGACAUCGAUGAGCUGUCAGAGUUCUACUUCCCUGACGCCUCAGAAGAGCUGGAGCCGAUACCCAUCUCACCCCCUCCCCCGCCUCCCCCCACCCAGACUUCCUUCCCUUCACUCUUCUCUCAUGGCAUCUGCCUUCUCCUCUCCCUCUCUGCUGCUGCUCAGCCCUCCAACUUCACUCUGCUGCUGCUCUCCAUCUUCCUCCUCUCCCUCCGUCGCUCUCCUCCCCUGCCCUCGGUGGCCUCUGUCCUGCUCUCCGCUGAGCUUGCCUUCCUGGCGCUCUUCUUCUCGUACCUCUUCCUUCGUUCCUGCUGCUCUCUGUCGCUCUCCACUUACCUGUCACUCAGCCUCUGGGCCAGCGGCCUCUUUAGUUUAGGACUCUCCCUCAGUUUGGGCAUUUAUUACAUCCCCAUGAUUUUGAUCUCCGCCUCCUUCCUCAGCUCUCCGUCCCUCUUCCUUUCCCUCUACUUGGUUGUGGUGCUGAUUGUCAGGCCGGCCCAUGACUUCCUCCAGCAGGCACCCCGCAAAGUCAACCGCCUCUGCAUGCGCGUCCUUUUCCGCCUCCCUCGACCCCUGUUUGCCAUGUGCCAGUCAGUGCUGGGCGGUAUGGCUGAGCGCAACCUUUACGAGAUGUUUCCCAAAGCAGGCCGCAACUGGGGUGUGCGUCAGUCCAAGAUCCCGGUUCCCCUGAAGAGCUUGCCGUUAGAGUAUCAGGCUCAGUGCCGUAACACCUCUCUGCUGGCCAAGGGCCUGCUCUGGGGUAGGCGUUUCAGUCGUCGCCCCCUCGGCGUCCUGGCAGACCUUGCUAACACCGUAGUGCUAAAACUAGCAAGGCUGUUGCUGAAAAAGCUGCCGCUCAGUGUUCGGGUCAAACUCCAAACUCUGGGCCUCUUAAAGAAGGAAAUCCCAAGCAGGUUGCCGCUGUUGUUGCCCCGGGAGGUCAGAGAGAGGAGACAGAGGGAGAGGAGGAGGAGAGAGAGGGAGAGACAGAGGAGGGAGGAGAGGGAGAGGAUGUUUCGUGAGGAGGGGAGGUGGGAGUGUGGAUUGAGGCGAACUUCAUCUGGAAGGUUUGUCAGGGGGAAAAUUCGACCGUGGAGAUAGCAGGAGAUUAAAAAAAAAAAACAAAGAAAAAAAAUGUGUGAAACAAACAUGCUGGUGAUACGUGUGUGUGACUGUUGUCCAACCAUUGUUUGUGUGUCUUUUUUGGUUUGGGGCCCACAUGUCUCUCUUCUUACAUAAUUCCCAAACUGGUUUUUGGUCACAUUUCUUUAAAAAUGAGCCAUAUUUAAUCUGCACACACACAACGCUGUACAUGUGUGUGUGUGCUGGCUGAAGGUGAUUUUGGCUGCAGAAGCUUUUCAAACCUGUGUACUCGUGUCCACACGAAGUCAUACUGUUAAAUCAGCGGGAUCUGCACACUUGAACAAGCAGUUGAACCCCACAGUUGCUGUACCAAACCCAGUGAAGUUCAAACAUUUCAUUAUUGUGCUUUUUGUAAAAGUUCCAUAGUUUCUUUAAUUUUAUUAUUUUGCUCUUAAUUUGUAAGACAAAUAUUUUUAUGGUUAUUUUUAAGACCGUUUUUGUGCAAUCUUUUGUUUUUCUUUAUAGUGGUCUUAUUUCAUAGGGUGCACUGUUUUCUCAGUGCGUUAGAAUAAAUAUGACAGUGUUGCAUAGCUCCACGGCUUUAAUUUCACUCCCCAAAGCUGAAUACUGUGAAAAAGAAAAAAGAUACUCAGUAAUUUCACUAACAUCACCCUGAACACUAGCGCUCAGCCAGUAGAAAAGUGCAAUAAGGAGCUGAGUAGAAAUAUCUUGGACCACUGUAAGACAUUGUUGGAAAAUAGUUAGUAGCUGGUCUUUUUUGGACCUAGAAUAAUACCAUGUGGGGCCGUUUAGCUGGAGCAUAAAGCCUUUCCAUAUAAACAUAUAAACUAGAAUAAGCAUGCGUGCCAUAAAUGUUGGCUUCAGUUAGAUAUAAUUAUAUAUAUACAGCUGGUGAAAUCAUCAUCUUCCAUAUACUAGUUAGAUGUGCUAUUUUAUUGCACUUUAUGCAAUAAUCUUGUUACGAUUUACCAUGUAAACAUCUUUACCCCUAAGAAUCAGCAUAGUGCCUAGUUUCAACUGUUUGCACAAAUGUUAAGUUGUGAAGUGACAUACCUGAAAUUUAUAGUGGAAACAUAGGAUGCCAGGAUCUAGUCUGGAGUAGUGAAAGUAUGAUAUAAUAAAAACCUAUUUAAUAUUUCAAUGUAUCGUAAUUUAUAUGAAGCCAUAUCGACAAUCUUUUGAGACAAGCAAUCCUAAACAAAGAUUGAUGAAAACUACUGAAUGUGGAAGUCAAGACUGAGCAGCUCAUUAUCAAAUGAAGAGAAGACCGACAUCCAAUAAUAUCAAACGCUGAUUUGAUUUUGCACUGUCCCAAAAGCCAUUUUCUAAAAAACACCAAAAUUGUGAGAAAGGGUCACUUCAGUUUAGGUUAGAAUGGUUAUAUUACUGAUAAAUGUGCUUUUUAAAAAACAUGUUGUUUAAACUUUUAGCCUGUGAAACAUUAAAAAAAGUGAAAAAUGUCCAUCACAACUCCCCCUCAGCUAAGCUUAUUUAAGUUUAGUUUGACCAAAAGGCCAUAAACCAAAGAUAUUCAAGAAAACUAGCAGAUUUUGUGUUGUGAAAUUAAGAAACCAGAGAAAUUUUGGCAUUUUUUCUCUGUUUUUGCUUGAAAAAUGGACAGAAAUGAUUAAUUGAUCAUGAAAAAUUCUUCAACUGAUCAGUUAAUUGUUUCAGCUCUGUAUCAGUCAGACCAAAAAGAGACAUCACAGUUAAAGGUGGAGCAUGUGAUUAAAAUCCAAUACAGCUUUUCAGCCAAAUCCUGUGAAUAUUUCAUCACGGUUCGCUCGCUGUCUGUUGUGUAUGCGCUGAUCUUUGUACACAACCCUCAGUCUGUGACUGGGAAACAAAGAGGCUCAAAUCGAUCCUGUUUUGUGCACAUUCAGGAGGCAGUUGGAGUGAGAAGGAUGCAAAAUCUGACACAUGCAAUCUAUCAAAAUAUGCUAGCUGGCUAAAUACGAACAGUCUCUCCAGAAUCGCAAACUCUACCUUUAACUGUGCCGUUUCUGUCUCUCCUGAACACCAAAAUGAUCCGAUAAGUUCAUGUAAAUGAAGUCAAACAAGCCAAAUUAAGAUGAAAUAUUGGUGAGCAUAAAUGUGAAAUCUAGCAGAGUAAAAGAAAAGCAUUAAUAAAGUGCUUUGCGUGUCACAGACAUUGGAUCCACUCACAUGGAGAAAUAUUAGUGAGCAGAAAAGCUCAGUCUAAACUGUAAUAUGUCCCAGGGAGAAGCAAAAAGUAGGGCACUGUUGUUGCUUUUUGUUGUCUUUUUUUUUUUUUUUUUUUUUUUUAGAUGACCUGCAUUUGGGAAGUCUGGCUUUAAAAGAGACAAACAUUGUUUUAUUUGAAUGUAACUUAUUUUGCCAUUGAUUUACAUUUGUGUUGAGUUAUUUCCUGGUCCUCUGUGUAUGUUUACAUGUUUGCAUUCUGUUUUGUUGUGACGCUGUCUGAGUGUUUCCACAGAGUUAUACCACCUUGAGUUUUUUUUUUUUUUUUUUUAAAUAUUUAAUUUAUGCAGUAUUUAUAAGACUAGUACUGCAUUCUGUUCGGCAGACAUUUUGUCGUCCUUUUAUUCUCAUUUUAGCUGCAUGAGUGUUGGCAUACUGUACGGCUGUGUGCUCGCAAGCAUAGAAGAACAUUUUGUCACUUCCAGAUUUUUUUUUCUUUACACAAAAAAUAAAUUCUUUUGUGUUGAAAUCA
Molecule: messenger RNA, 7028 nt
Organism: Amphiprion ocellaris (clown anemonefish)
Lineage: Eukaryota; Metazoa; Chordata; Actinopteri; Pomacentridae
Gene: taok2b
Product: TAO kinase 2b
Exons: 17
Coding region: 563-4330 (1255 amino acids)
Biological process (GO): protein phosphorylation
Molecular function (GO): ATP binding; protein kinase activity
Source: RefSeq, a predicted model, not a curated record